CGGGAUCCACAGGUAGCAGCCCAGAUCCCCUCUCAGGCCGGACGGGAUGCGGCCUCUUCCUCCGCUUGCCGCCCCGGUAGCGGCGCAAGCGAGGAGUGUGCGAGGAGGAGGAUUAGGAGGGCGAGGAGGAGGAGGGCGAGGGCGGCGGCGGGAAGGAGAGGAGCGAGCCCGCCUUUUUUGCCCGCCGGGCGAGAGCAGCGAGGGCCCCCUCGGCCUUGGGCUCUCUCGCUGCUGAGCAGUGGGAAGCAAGGCCCGGAGGACCCACGGCAAAGGGGACACCCGGAGGAGAGUCAGCCUCUCCCUCCUCCAAGGAGAGUUCCCAGGCAGGCCUUUCCAGCCUCUCCUUCCUGGGCCAGAGAACUGGACAAGACACCCAACAAGAAGACUUUGGGAGCGACCCUUUCAUUUAUGUAUUUUGUCGGAGAAGCCAAGCCUCAUCCUUUGCUGCCUCCUCUUCUGGCUCUUCUGUUGGCAUCCAACCAAGGAAAAUAAGUUGCUUGUGCUUUUGGAUCCUAGCAUCUCAGGGACCUCAAGGGACACCUCGUCCUUUACCCUGCCAGACAGGAACACACAAAGCAAAGCACUCCUGAAUUCCAGCCCCUUCUUCCUGGACCAGAAAACUGGGCACGCAACAAGAAGACUUUGGGAGCGACCCUUUAUUUAUUUAUUUUGGUGGAAAAGUGAAGCCUCAUCCUUUGCUGCCUCCUCUUCUUCUGGCUCCUCUAUUUCCAUCCAACCAAGGAAGAUAAGUUGCUUGUACUUUUGGCCACCAAUCGUAGCAUCUCAAGGACCUCAAGGGCCAUCUAGUCUAUCACCCUGCCAGACAGGAACACGCAAAGCAAAGUGCUCCUGAAUUCCAGCCCCUCCUUCCUGGACCAGAAAACAGGGCACCCAACCAGAAGACUUUGGGAGUGACCCUUUCGUUUAUUUAUUUAUUUCGGUAGAUAAGUGACACCUCAGAUGGUCAAGGAACCCAAGACUUUUGGACCAGCCCUGCUUUCAUUUACUGUCAUUGUGAAGCCUCCGAUUAUAUCAAGGAACCCAAAGUUACACUUGGAACUAUCCAUCUUCUGCUUCUCCUGUGACAUUUGAGGCACCCCCAGUGGUCUCAUGUAGCUGCCAGAGUUGUGCUCUGCCCUCCAAGGGAUGCUUGCGGAUGGGCUCCUUUGCCGGCUGGAGUCCCUGUGUGCCGGGCUGAGCCCCUCCUGGUCUGUGUCCACGUGAGAGGAGGUCCCAGGCCGUGGCCAGGAGUGGGCCCUGCCCUCUUCGCUCCGCCCUCAUCUGGGAAAAAGCUCGAGAAGGAUGCUGGCCGGAUGGAGAGAGCUGUCUACAGGGAUAAGUGCUGUACUUUGCUGCCUCCUCUUUUUCUGGCUCCUCUAUUCGCAUCCAACCAAGGAAGGAAAGGAACUGGAAGUAGGGACGUGUGAAAUCACAGCAUUGGACAGAGAUAUGAGCCAUCCCAAGAGGAUGAUCGCCAGGCAGACGGCACGGUGUUCCUGUCGGCGGGGCCAAGUCGCUGGAACAACAAAAGCAAAACCUGCCUGUGUGGAUGCUCAGAUCAUUGUCAACAGACAGUGGUGUGGGAUGGAGCCCUGCGACGAUGGGGAACAAUGCACAUUGCUAAUAAAUCGUUCAGGUUGGAGCUGCACUAGGCAACUGGGACGAAUAAAAACAGUCACGGUCUCUUGACAACAGUUGUGUGUUUCUCUGCAAGACCAGCCUCUCUCACUUCCUGUGCACAGAAGCCAGGGCUUGACGGUCAUCUAAUCAUUGGGGGAAAGGGACUGUUGACGAGUUCACUAUGGGAUCAGCUCUAUGAAUCAGGACAUGCCCUGUCUGUUUUUGUUCUUGUAUCUGUUCAUGGGACACAGAGACUACCAGAACAGCAUAUCAGAAUUUUGUAUGGGAGGGUUUAUUUUCUCUCCCCCCAUUUCCCCCCAGAAGAAAAUGCACCUAUUUCUGGCUUAAUUCGUGGGGUUUUGAGCUGAAGUAUAGCUUUCUGUAGACUUUUUUUUCCCUGUGGCAACAGAGCAUUUGCCUUGGUAUUCAAGAUUACCGCAGGCCUCCUAAAUCUGAGGAGAAUUUAUGCUUCCUUGAGACAUAUGGUCAUGACAGACUGAAGCAGUUGCUAAGAGUCUGGGAUGUUCUCCAGUUGCUGUGAAGAAAAUGUUCUUUGUGCCUCUUCCUUUCACUCAUCAAAAUCCAUCCAAAGGAGGUGAGAAGAUGAUAAAGGAACAUGAUGCCGUGGCCGCUCUGGACCAUUGUCUGCUUUGCCUAUGGAGGAAAAGUGUUUCCACAAAGACUUUGGAAGAUACUCUAUUCAUGCCACUCUCUGAUAAAAGUUCCCUGUGCAAUGGCAGGGUGAUUACCCUGGACCAAAAAUGUGUAUUUCAUGAGCUUCUACUUUCCAUUUGUGUUUACAGUGUUUUAUUUAUAGCAAUUUACUCAUUGCACCUGCCCAAUCAACUUUUGAGAAUCAUUCACAAUGUAAUCAGGACAAGCUCGGAAAUUUGGGACGCAUUGAUUUAAUAGGAUUACUUGCAUUUUUCUAUUAAUGCAUUCUGACUUUAGAAGGUAUUCUUGGGAUUGAGUUUUUAUGUGUGACUUUAGAAGAUAUAAACUCCCAUCUGAUUCAUCCCUUAGGUCAGAUCAGUUAAUUGGUACUAUGUGGGAAUUUACUGGAAAAUGUUUGCUUUUUCCCCAAGGUGUAACAUGAAGCAGAGGCUCUGAAAAAGAUAUGUUUUCAUUAUUGCGCCUUUGCCUGGAAUGGUUAUCCCUCAAAGUUAUAUUAUUUAGGAACUGAAGCUGCAUCUGGGAAGCAGUUUCGCCCACAGUUGUUUGAGUGCUAUAGUACUAAUCUGCAAGUGGAAAAGAGGGCACCAGUUUAGGCUGUGAGUUGGUGCUAAUUGCUAGUCUAGAAUGUGCCAUUCACAAUAAACCUGCUCAGCCUUGGUUGCCACUGGAUUUACUGGCAAGUAGAAUGAGAACAGGCACAGCUCCUUUGUGGUAAGCAGAAGAAUGCAGUAUACAGAAGAGGCAGAUGUGGCUCGUUUUUAUCCAAAUCUUUGCAGUGCUAACCCUGCAGAGGAUAUCUUGUUUAAUGCUGUUGAGCAAAAGCUUCACCAGCACUCUUAAGGAGAUAGAGGCAGCAGCAGUCACGGAGGCGGACACAGUAGGACUAGUAUCUUCACAUAGCUGCUCCAGUAGUCCUGGGUGUUGUAGUGGUCAUGGAGUGAUGGGGAGGAGCUGUACUUGUACAUGUUUCCACUGUGGAUGAAUGGGACAUGCAUAGUGGGCAUUUGAUCCCUCCUUAAAGGUCUGACUAGUACAGCCUCUACGAGGAUUCUAGCCAGCACGUCUCAGACACAGGUCCCAGAAAAAAAACCCACAUAAUGCUGCAUUAUAUAUUCUACAUUGCCUAUUCUUAUUGGGUAGAUCCGAUAGAGGAAGCCACAGCCCUGAGUGUGGAGGGUGUCUUGGAGGUCUGUUAUUCACAGGGUCACCAAUUAUAACCCUACAGCCUUUUCUAGUUUAGAAGGUGCUAGUUUCACAUCUUGCCUAUGCAUGGCAAAGCCAUGUCCUCUCCCAGCCAAUCCUUUAUAAAAACACCCAGUUUAUUGACCCACUGCUGUUUUUUCUUGAUGAACUGUCCUGCUGAUUUCAACUCUUCCCCAAUGUAGUAAUGACACUCCUUUAACUUCUCCCAUCGUACUGAUCUCACCAGCUUCCAAGAGCCUGAUUUUUUAAAGCCUCCCAAGACUCACUCGGUGCUAGUGGCCGAUGUAUGAGAAAGCUGUAGAAAGUCCAACACUCUUUACCUGUAAAUAUCAAAGUUCUUGAGGCCAACUCCCAACUCAGCAUCCUUUUAUUGUCUUAUUGUGACUCAUGUUUUGAGAGCCUUUUCAACUGUAAUCUCCAAACUUUGUGGCAUCAAGAAAAAUGUUAGGAAAUAAAACUCUAACUUUA
Molecule: messenger RNA, 3966 nt
Organism: Anolis carolinensis (green anole)
Lineage: Eukaryota; Metazoa; Chordata; Lepidosauria; Squamata; Anolidae
Product: chemokine-like protein TAFA-5
Exons: 4
Coding region: 1303-1689 (128 amino acids)
Source: RefSeq, a predicted model, not a curated record